Messenger RNA from Acipenser ruthenus (sterlet), 733 nucleotides. Its product is annotated as gastricsin-like. Gene Ontology annotation, molecular function: aspartic-type endopeptidase activity. Gene Ontology annotation, biological process: proteolysis. The transcript is spliced from 5 exons. The record is from RefSeq and is a predicted model, not a curated record. Bases 173 to 733 code for a protein of 186 amino acids. Lineage: Eukaryota; Metazoa; Chordata; Actinopteri; Acipenseriformes; Acipenseridae.
UGUCCAUGGAGUGCACUGACCCAGGAGAGAAAGGGUUAAGUUGUCCUGCAGGUUCUAAACCCUGUUGACACAGCUCACCUGACUGCACACUCUGACCUGAGUGUUUAAAGCACGCUGCCCUCUCUCACUGUGAGUGCGGGGGGAUGAUCUGCAGAGGAGCAGAGGCACCGAGAUGCCUGCAAUCAUAGCCAUGAAGUGGAUGAUCAUAGCAUGCGCUUGUUUACAGGUCACUGAUUCUGUAAUAAGAGUGCCUCUGAAGAGAUUCAGUUCCAUCAGGAAGGAGCUGAGAGCAGCGCGGAGACUAGCAGAGUUUCUGAGGGAUCACGAUCCUGAUGUCUUCGCACGGAAAUACUCUCACUGCUACCCUCCUCCUCCUCCUCACGGCCUCACGACAGGCAGAGAGAGGCUGUCUAACUACAUGGAUGCCCAGUACUACGGGAAGAUCAGUAUCGGCACCCCCCCGCAGAAUUUCACUGUGUUGUUCGACACCGGCUCGUCAGAUUUCUGGGUCCCGUCUGCAUACUGUGUCAGUGAGGCCUGCAGAGCCCACAGCAAAUUCAAGUCCUUUCAGUCCAAAACCUACAUGCAUGACGGGCAAACAUUCAACCUCCAGUACGGCUCGGGACAGCUUCUAGGAGUGGUGGGAAGAGACACGCUCAGGCUGAGUGAUGUGUCUGUCAAGGAGCAGGAGUUUGGCGAGUCUGAGCCAUGCCCACACAGCAAGGAGAGGUAA